UGUACAUUGGUUAUUUGCAAAUUUAUCUGAAACAUAAUUUUAAUUAAAAUAGUUACAGCAACGCGAUUUAAUAGUGAAACUUUUUCGCAUUGAGUUUGAUAUAAAAAUUAACUUUGUGCAAUAAUUACUUAUGAUGCUAAUAUUACACUUAUUACUACUAGUCUUAAUCCAGCUGAUGGACGGCACGAAUGGCACAAUUGAUUCGCGUCUUCAGGGGGUCGACGGACUAAGACAUUCUUUGGCCAGGGAUGUCAGGCAAACCUGCGCGGGUAGCCCGGGUGCCGCAGGUGGCCCGGGAAGCGUAGGUGGUCCGGGUAGCGUAGGUGGCCCGGGUGUCGCAGGUGGUCCGGGUGGCAAUGGUGGCGAUGGUACCCCGGGUAGCCCGGGUGGCGCAGGUGGCCCGGGUUGCGUGGGUGGUCCGGGUGGUGCUGGUGGUCCCGGUGGCGCGGGUGGCCCGGGUGGCGCA
Oppiella nova is the source of this 466-nucleotide messenger RNA. Lineage: Eukaryota; Metazoa; Arthropoda; Arachnida; Sarcoptiformes; Oppiidae. The record is from the annotation of a GenBank genome assembly.